Spirodela intermedia is the source of this 977-nucleotide messenger RNA. The record is from the annotation of a GenBank genome assembly. NCBI's taxonomy places the organism in Eukaryota, Viridiplantae, Streptophyta, Magnoliopsida, Alismatales, Araceae.
AUGACAGAGCAGAAAAACAGAGUGGAUCAAGAAACCAGAGACGUUGCGAUUACUCAAUCGAGGAAGAGAGAAGAGUUUUCAAAAGGUUCUCGGGUAAGAAGAAACAAAUCCAGAGUAAUAUGGGACGAAGGUCAUUUACGCUCGACAUCACAGAAUUCGACUAACUAGCUCGAAGAAAAUGGGCAGCAGAGAACAAGAACAAAUGCAGGAAUGCAUCUGGUGAGGGGCACCUUCCAUUGCCUGGCCUUCUCCAAUUCGAUGAUAUCCGCCAUCUCCGGAUCCACUUCCUCCAGCGAGGCAUUAAGCUGCUUCGGCCACUACAUUAUCAUAAAACGCCUCCAGAUCAAUCCAAGACGACCAGCAGCGGAAGUCAUUCGGAAUUCACGACUCCACUCGCGUGAGCGGGCGCUGAAGUGCAUGAAGAGAGAAGGAACAUGAAGACAACGAGCGUAACUCACCGUCACGUGAGGUCUCGGCUUCUCCUGCACCGCCUCGUGUGGCAACGACGACUGCGGAUGAAAAAAGACAGAGAGGGUCAGGCGAGGCGGGGAUACCAAGUGUCAUCGCAGAUUCAGCACUUGUCGAUCGUCGUCCCGAUCCUCCCUCCCAUCGUGGAGAAUCGGGAACGAGGAAGAAGCAGGGUACGGAGCUCGGGUGGUAGAGAGGAGUAAGAAAAAGAGGAAGUUGAAGAAGAAAGGAAUCCCCGGCGCUCACCAUGUAAUAUAGGGAGCCACCAUUGAAGAGCCCGGGCCGCGCGAGGGACCUCACGCCGGCGGCGCCGGCGGCGGAGGAGAGCUUCCGGAGAGCCGUCACCGUGGCCAUCUCUUCCGACCACUCGCGCUCGAUCACCUUGCGCGAUGGCGACGAGAGCGCGACUCUGCAGAGGCGAAGAAGAGCCACCACCACCACCACCUAAAGACCACUACCACCGUCCAAUACCCGCCCCUCCGCUCCCACCCCCACCCGCUCAAAAAUAA